Molecule: messenger RNA, 1382 nt
Organism: Musa acuminata AAA Group (dessert banana)
Lineage: Eukaryota; Viridiplantae; Streptophyta; Magnoliopsida; Zingiberales; Musaceae
Exons: 9
Coding region: 176-1012 (278 amino acids)
Source: RefSeq, a predicted model, not a curated record
ACCGCGGCAGCGGAGAAACCUACAAGAGCGAGGGCGGACAUGUCGAGAUCCGCCUGGCUGUUCUCUCUCUCUCUCUCUCUCUCUCUCUCUAUAAAACUCACAUUGUCCUCGUUGCCGUUGAUCUGUAUUUUUCUCUUGGUCUUCCCAGAUCCGCCUUUUCUCCGAGGAAUCUGCCAUGGCUCUUCGAUCGUUCCUCGGUGCCCCUAGGACAAUUUUCCAUGGACACUCUUCAGUUGAGAAGCCUGUUCCCAUCCUUGUUUCCAGUACUGUUUCAAAAUCUUUAUUACAGAGGGUUCCAGAAGAAUGCCAGAGAUCUAUUUCCUCAAUGGUUCUCCCAAAACAUUCAUUACAUGUAAAGGCCUCACAGAAUACAUCAGCCUUGACUACGAAUGCUGACACUGAUCAGAAGAAUUCAAUCACCUCAACUUUUCCAAAUGGAUGUCAGACAUUGAUCGAGGAGGUCUGUGACCUAACAGAUAUCGCAGAGCUCAAAAUGAAGGUUGGUGAUUUCGAAAUGUUCCUGAAAAGAGAUGUAGGAAUCUCAAAUGCCCCAAAUUCAGUUUUAGCUCCUAUUGAGUCACCAAUUACAGCACCACCAAUUCCAAGCAAGCCAAUGGUGGAAGCAGUUCCUUCUUCCCCUCCUGUUCUGGAGCAGAAGUCUACUGCAACUGCUUCCAGUCCAUUUACCUAUGUUUCUGCGGCAAAGACAUCAAAGUUGGCAGCUUUAGAAGCUUCUGGACAGAAUGCAUAUGCUCUAGUAUCAUCAUCUACGGUUGGUUCAUUUCAAAGUGGAAGAACGUUGAAAGGGGAAAGACAGCCUCCUAUCUGUAAAGAGGGUGACAUCAUCAAAGAAGGGCAAAUUAUUGGCUUCUUGGAUCAAUUUGGAAAUGAACUUCCCAUUAGAUCAGAUGUAGCUGGAGAGGUAAUAAAGAUCCUCUGUGAGAAUGGAGAAGCUGUUGGCUAUGGAGAUCCCCUUGUUGCCGUCUUGCCUUCAUUCCACGGGGUAAAGUGAGUCAAUCUUCAUUCCCUCCGUGCUCCUGGAUUUGCGGUGAAGCUCUCCCAUGUUGAUGAUUGCUGGGGAAAUCCAUCUGAUUUGGCUUUUAAUCUUUGAACUGUCAUGGCGAACCAAAAAUUCCCUCUUUUUAUGCGCCCAAGUCGUUUACAAUUUUCAGUAAAUGAUAUCAACACGAACUUAGAUCAUAUGUCGAAUUCUUUAGCUUUCCUUGGUCAGAGUUGAAGCUUAAAAUCACAAGUAAGCAAAAAACUCUUGAAGCUAUUCUGUUCAUGAUUCAUUGCUAAAUACAGCUGCCCUCGUUUUGGAACUGGUCACAUUGUUGUGACACGCACAAAAUUUCUUCAGAGCUGAACUUGUUCAUUUGCCA